Molecule: messenger RNA, 3612 nt
Organism: Adineta ricciae
Lineage: Eukaryota; Metazoa; Rotifera; Eurotatoria; Adinetida; Adinetidae
Source: the annotation of a GenBank genome assembly
AUGUCAAUAUUGAAUCAAAGUAGUUUGAAUGAAGUGUCCAUUGAUUGGCGAAGUGAAGCUUUUUCACAAGCUCAGCUUUUGUCAAAUCUUUGUCAACUUGCUAAUGAAACAAUUCAGGAUGCUAUUCAUCGUUUUCUGUUACAAUAUUUUGUUACUUUAAAUAUCUUGUCCGAAAAUGAUUUCACUUUACAAAUGAAUUCAACAGUCAAUGAACUUUUACAAUCGACUAUUCUUUACUUUAAUCUUCUUGUCGGAACAGUACGGCUUCUUAUGCAAGUCGAUCAGCCUUUAAUGGGAAUUCAUCAACAGGAUUCAAAAGACAAUUUAGAUUCUAUCUCAAAUAUUGUAACAAUUCUAACAGAUGAUGAGCAAUUUUUACAGUUAACCAUCGGUUUGAGUACAACUCUCGAUACAAAUUACACAUCGAUCAAUUGUAUUUGUGCAACAAAUUCAAACUGUAAAAGUCCAGUUGCCAUCUAUACUGUUAAUUUUAAUUCUCAUGGUUAUUUUGACUAUAAUAUUGUGUAUAUAGUACCUGGAGCAUACACAGGAUGUUCUGCUACUGAAUCUCUUUUAUUAUCGACAUUUGAAUGUUUCUAUGCAGAUUCCGAAUGUUUUCCAAGUGUGAUGACUUAUAUCAAAGAAAUGUAUGUUUAUAAUGUGGAAAAUCCAUCCUGGUUUGAUGUUCAUCCACUGGUAUAUGAUCCAAUGUCAAGUAAUUAUCCUCCGAGUACAACAAUCUCCACUAUUGUAGAAAAUAUGAUGAUUGAACAAUGGAAUUCAAGUUCGUCAUAUGAAAGUUUUUAUAAAUUAUGCGCACCAAAGUAUUGCACUUAUUCGGAAAAUCUUCGUAAGAAUACGUCGAUUGACGUGAUUGUAGCAUUGAUAUCGAUGAUUGGUGGUCUGUCUGUUUCACUACGCUUGAUUAUACCGCGUCUUGUCAAAUUUAUUACAAAAUUAUGGAAAAUAAUUACCAACAGACGACAAGAACAACAAACAGUACAAAUGAACGAGUCCGUCGGAAUGAAAAUAUUCAUAUGGAAUAGAAUUAUUUUAUUAUACAGUACAAUAAUCAAUCUAAAUAUAUUCUCAUCACGAAAUUUUGGACAUGACGUUGAUAGAGUGACAGUAAAACGUUUAGGUCAAUGGGCAACACGUCUCUAUAUGGUUCUUUUCACCAUCGGUAUCAUUAUUUUCACAUCGUAUACGACCAUUAAACCUUAUGUUGGAAGAAAAACAUUUGAUAAACCAUCAUUUGAUAUCUACAAUAAACUUUAUGAAAAAUAUGAUGAACGAUUGAAAUGCUCAUGUUCAUUAAUUUCAUUUACAUACGAUCGAUUUGUCAAUAUUAAUCUAACAUUUCAUCAGAUCUGUUCAAGUACAUUUACUUCGAACGAAUGGCAAAGAAAUUUAUUAGAUUAUGCUCAAAUUGACUAUCGUCGUUUUCUCUCUUCUCAUUUGCAAUAUCUUCAAGGAUUAUGCGAACUUUCUAGACAAUCAGUAAACACUACUGUACAACAGUUUCUUUUCUCAUUAUUCAUUGGUGAUCAACUGUUUUCUGAACAGCAUUUUAAUGAUCGUCUUCAAUUACGAAUUCAAACGGUUAUAUCUAGUGCUCCAACGAUAUUUUUAACACUUUUAUCCUUCAUUCGAAAUAUUAAUCAAGGAAACGCUAUUGUGUCAACUUAUGGAACAAAUUUUCGAUAUUUAUAUCCAUUGAAUAAUCCUUCGAACACAUACGCAAUUACUCAACCAAUUAUCUAUGAUAACAAUUGUUCUUGUGCGUUUUAUUCAAAUUGUACAACUCAAGCAUAUAUUUUUCAAAGAAAUUCUUCGGUAACGAUACCAAUAAAAGGUUUGAAAAUCGGUUGUAUACCUAGUGAAUCAUUUCGUUUAUCCACUCUUGAAUGUUUCUACGAUCGAACAUGUUUUGAUCUUCUCCAACAAUCUACAAAUCAUAGUGAUUCUCUUCCAUUAAAUCAAAGUCGAUUUGUAAUCAACACAACAGUUGACGAACUUAUUUCGAAUUUGUUCAUUGAACAAUGGUCAAUAACACCAAAUUAUUCAUUAUAUUUUCAACAAUGCUCACCUUCAUCAUGUUCAUAUACAUUUGUUCAGAAGAUCAAUUUUCUAUAUACGAUUACUUUGAUACUUGGCUUUCAAGGAGGAUUGAAUAUUGUUCUCAAAUGGAUUUGUCCACAAAUAAUUCAAAUACUUCAGUUUAGAAAAAAACGAAAGAUUCUUGCUCAAGUAACAUUAGUGUUACCAACUAUUGAACUUCAUCAAACGGUCGCAAACGCAUCAGUUCGAUAUUCUUUCAAACUUUGUUUAGCACUUCUAUCGAUCUUGUUUCUAAUCACUAUUUUGAUUAUAUUUUCCAUUUUUGGUAUUCAGAAGGAUGACAAUCCGGUUCAAUCGACAGUUCCUACAAUGGUCGAAACAAUCAGUAGUAUAACAAAUUCUACAACGAGUAUGGAAAUGCUAAGCACAAAUACGAAUGCUUCGGUGUCGACUUGUCCAGCUGAAUUUCAAGUGAUAAGAACGAAUUUACCUGGUUAUCUUAAUUUGAAAUUAUCUGCUAUGGGUGACGUGAACAACGACAAUCAACUCGAUCUCAUAUUUUUCUCUUCAACAACUUAUACGAUAAACACACAACUUGGUAAUGGUAAUGGAACAUUUCGAGCAUCGAUUAUGUCCGUUAUAGGAUACACAAUGUUGCUAAAUAAGCUUAUUUUAAGUGAUUUCAAUCAAGACAAACAGCUAGACAUCGCUUUCAUUGAGACGAAUGUACAGCAGAUGGGUAUCAUGAUUGGUUUUGGUAACGGAAGUUUUGCAAUAUCAGAUCUAAUCUCAACUGGAAAUAAUAGUUACCCAUUCGACUUGAUUGCCACUGAUUUUAACAAUGAUAGUUAUUCCGAUCUGGCCAUUGUUAAUUAUUGUGAACAUUAUAUUGCCAUAUUUCUUGGCUAUGGUAAUGGCAGUUUUUUGUCACAAACAAAUCUUUACACUGGUCAUAACAGUUGUCCAACAUCAAUUGCCAUCGUCGACUUUAAUAGAGAUGAUCACGUAGAUAUCCUAGUAGUAAAUCAUAUGAGUAAAACUAUUGCUUUAUUUCUUGGUUACGGCAAUGGAAGUUUCCAAGUGCCAAUAACAUCUUUCGCUGGUGGUGGCAAUUCUAUCUAUCCAUAUUAUGUAGUUAUUGCUGAUUUCAAUAGUGAUUCUGUAUUUGAUGUCGCUCUCUCUUACACAUCAAUGUACUCUAUUGGUAUUAUGUUUGGAUAUGUAAAUGGAUCAUUUAGUACUAAAGUAAAGAUUACCUUGGAAUCAUAUACUGAUAAUUCUCCACUUAUUGCUAAUGAUUUCAACUGUGAUGGAUAUCUUGAUAUAAUCAUUGGACAAAUUUCACCAUCUGGUUUAAUCAUCUUAAUAGGUAAUGGAAAUGGAGAAUUUCGACUACAAAUAAUACUAAGUACACAAGAUGAUAUAUAUUCUAUUCCUUCCUUCAUUGCUGGAGAUUUGAAUAAUGAUGGUUUUCAAGAUCUGGUAGUUGGUAAUCUACAGUCGUUUGUUCAAUAUACUCUCUCUAAUAUAUGUCAGUGUUGUGUAGCUUGA